This is a messenger RNA of Gilbertella persicaria, 321 nucleotides long. RefSeq lists its product as uncharacterized. The record is from RefSeq and is a predicted model, not a curated record. Bases 1 to 321 code for a protein of 106 amino acids. The transcript is spliced from 2 exons. Lineage: Eukaryota; Fungi; Mucoromycota; Mucoromycetes; Mucorales; Choanephoraceae.
AUGGCUCUUUCGCUCGAUUAUCAGAGUGAUAACCGUAGGACCUCCCUACAAGGCGGUUCAACGCUGGAUUCUAGCCAUAAACCAGCUCAAAAACGACAUAGUUUUGAAAUGUCACCAAAUAUUGAGAAUGGUAGUCUCAAACCUCUCAACGCCUAUUCAACUUUUGUGGAAGCUAAAGAACGAAACUCCAUUGUAAUCGACUGUACUCAAUUUCUGGGUAUGGAGUUUAAGGACAAAUAUUUACUCAAAAUACUGCGCGAACAAUUUCCUAAAUGCCUUGGCCUCAAACCUACUACUCAAGACACCAGAGAUGAUUCCUGA